AUGGAGACGGAAAAGAGCCCAGUUCCCAACGUCAUUGUCGACGAGUUGGCCCAACAGGCAAAGCUCGCUAAUGACGUGGAGCACCAGUCGACGGUCUGGCAAGCCAUCAAGGGAAACUUCUGGGCCAUCUUUUGGUCGCUGAUGGUCUCCAUGUGCGUAGUCAUGGAGGGAUACGACACAAUCCUUCUAGGCAACUUCUACGCCUACCCCCAAUUCGCGAAAAAGUUCGGCACCUUCAUCCCUAGUGAUAAUAGCUACCAGCUCACUGCCGCAUGGCAAGCGGGGCUCUCAAACGGGUCCGGCGUAGGUGCCUUUUUUGGCGCGAUCAUGAACGGUGCUCUCGUCGACAGGUUCGGCCAGAAGCCAGUGCUGCUGUCGUCUCUCGUCUCCCUCAGCGGUUUUCUCUUCAUCGUCUUCUUCGCAACAAACAAGCCCACCCUCCUAGUGGGAGAAAUUCUCUGCGGCUUCCCAUGGGGCGUGUUCGCUACCACAGGCCCCGCGUAUGCCUCGGAAGUCUUGCCUAUGGCCCUCCGACCCUAUCUCACUAGCUGGACGAACAUGUGUUUUAUUAUCGGGCAACUCAUAGCCGCCGGCGUGCUAGCUGGCCUUGUCGGUGUUGACAGUGAAUGGUCAUACAGAGUGCCGUUUGCAUUGCAAUGGGUUUGGCCAGCAUUUUUGAUCCCGAUUCUCUUCUUCGCGCCUGAAUCCCCGUGGCAUCUCGUGCGCAAGGGUCGGCUGGACGACGCUCGGAAGUCAUUGGAACGCCUGCAGAACCCCCGUGCGACGGUGAGCGUGGACGCCACGCUCGCGCUGAUGGUGCUCACCAACAAGGACGAGCAGGAGGAACUCCAGGUUGAGACCUCGUACUGGCAGUUGUUCCGGGGGGUUGACCGUCGUCGGACGGAAAUUGCUUGCAUCAGCUUUGCCGGCCAGAUUACGUCCGGACUUGUCUUCGCCUACAACUCCGUCUACUUCUUCCAGCAGGUAGGCUUGUCCACAAAACAGACCUAUGACCUUAAUGUUGGGGGCAACGCACUCGCGCUCUUGGGCACGAUUGUUAGUUGGGUGGCUGUGAUGCCGUACCUUGGCCGCCGGACUAUCUACCUCUGGGGUAUGUUGACCAUGUCGAUCAUCCUGUACAUUAUUGGUAUCCUCAAUGUGUGGACGACGCAUAGCUCUGUCGGUUUGGCUCAGGCUGUGCUCACUUUGAUCUGGACCUUUGUUUUCCAACUUUCUGUCGGCCAGCUAGGCUGGUCCCUCCCCGCCGAGGUUGGCUCAACGCGCUUGCGCCAGAAGACAGUCGUAGUCGCGCGAGAUACCUACUACAUCACGAGCGUCAUAUCCUCUGUUCUCAACCCGUACUUACUCAACCCUACUGCGUGGAACGUCAAGGGUUAUACGGGAUUCGUAUAUGGGACUACUUCCCUCCUAACCUUUAUUUGGGCGUUUUUCCGCCUCCCUGAGACGCGAAACCGGACCUUCGAGGAGUUGAACCAGCUCUUCUCCAAGAAAAUCCCUGCUCGGCAUUUCCAGGAGUACGAAGUCAAUGUGUUUGAGACUGAGUCUAGCGACAAGCAAACCGUGCUUCACAUAGGAUAA
Molecule: messenger RNA, 1599 nt
Organism: Penicillium subrubescens
Lineage: Eukaryota; Fungi; Ascomycota; Eurotiomycetes; Eurotiales; Aspergillaceae
Product: maltose permease MAL31
Exons: 1
Coding region: 1-1599 (532 amino acids)
Biological process (GO): transmembrane transport; carbohydrate transport
Cellular component (GO): membrane
Molecular function (GO): carbohydrate:proton symporter activity
Source: RefSeq, a predicted model, not a curated record